This is a messenger RNA of Venustampulla echinocandica, 453 nucleotides long. Its product is annotated as Dolichyl-diphosphooligosaccharide--protein glycosyltransferase subunit OST2. The transcript is spliced from 4 exons. Gene Ontology annotation, biological process: protein N-linked glycosylation. NCBI's taxonomy places the organism in Eukaryota, Fungi, Ascomycota, Leotiomycetes, Helotiales, Pleuroascaceae. Gene Ontology annotation, cellular component: membrane; oligosaccharyltransferase complex. The record is from RefSeq and is a predicted model, not a curated record. The coding region runs from base 1 to 453 and encodes 150 amino acids.
AUGGCACCAAAACGCAAUGCCCGCGAUUCAACGCCUUCCUCAACAGCCACCAUCACGACCACAGCAACACCCGUCCCAGUCCCAACCCCCAGCAAAUCAUCCCUCAAAAACAACCAUCAAUCCAUGCAAGAAAUCGCCGUGGGGAUAUGGCAGAACUACCUCGACAAGACGCCACAGCGGACGAAGCUGAUUGAUACAUUCAUGGCGUUCCUGGUCGUGGUGGGCGUGCUGCAGUUCGUAUACUGUGUGAUUGCUGGCAACUACCCGUUCAAUGCGUUUCUUUCUGGGUUCUCGGCUGCGGUUGGACAGUUCGUUUUGACUGCUUCGUUGCGGAUACAGACGAAUGUGGAGAAUAAGGCCGAGUUUAAGGAGGUUUCUCAUGAGAGGGCGUUUGCGGACUACGUGUUUGGGAGCUUGAUCUUGCAUUUCUUCUGCGUGAACUUCAUCAAUUAG